Linum tenue is the source of this 1695-nucleotide messenger RNA. NCBI's taxonomy places the organism in Eukaryota, Viridiplantae, Streptophyta, Magnoliopsida, Malpighiales, Linaceae. The record is from the annotation of a GenBank genome assembly.
AACGGUCGUGAUUCGUGAGCCUCUGCAGCAACAAGAAAUCAGCAAGAAAUCAGCAAGAAAUUGAGAGAGCUUCAAUCAAGAAUUCAAGAUGCUACAUUCGCCUGAUGAACCCAGACAAGGGAAAGUUCUACGCAGGGGAAACGGGGAAGAUGAAAGACCAGACCGAUUGAGUGAUCUCCCAGAACCAGUUCUUGAAUGCAUACUGGGUAAAUUGGAGUCUACCAGACUGGCAGCCCAGACUUCAGUUCUCUCGCGUGCUUGGAAAGAGAUUUGGUGCAAGGUUCAACGAAUCAGCCUAGAUUCAGACGAAUUUCUGGAUCAGUCGAAAUUUGCCCGGUACGUCCACGGCGUGAUCUCUGGCCACAGUGGAAGCUCGGUAGACCUAAUUCUCUAUCGGGACAACAAUUCCCCCCUGGACGGGAGACUUCUGGAGGAGGUGAUUUCUUUUGCUGUAUCUUCUGGAUGCCGGACCCUGUUCAUAAGAGUGCGUAUCGGUGGAACUAUGCAGUCAAGUUUACUUACACCGCUCUCUGGUACUUGGUUUACUUCUCUAGAGCUUCGUGGGCUGUUUCUGGACGAUGGAUUCGGUUCUUGUACAUUCCAAAAUCUUGUCUUUUUGAGAUUAGAAAAUUGCUUGCUGCCACGUAGUAGUAGUACCAAGGGAGGUAAAGUAGAUGACUUUACCCAGUUACCCUCUUUGGAGAGUUUACAUUUGUGGGGCUGUGCUUUCGAGAACACCAAUACUUGUUUGAAGAUCACUGGACCGAAAUUGGUAGAGCUGGAAAUCCUUGAUAUAAGCUGCUUGAAAGUGGAAGUGGUGGCACCAAACCUCAAGAAAUAUUAUGAGUUGGAAGCAAUGGACCCACCGAGAUCAUACGAGUUCAGUGUUCCUUCACUGAUUGAUUCUACGGUUAGCGUCAGAAGUGGUUGUUUUGACAACAUGAGCGGGGAGCAAAUUUUGAGUUGGUGCUUCAGCAUCUUUAAUGAACUCCACAGUACACAUAAACUCACUUGAACUUUAGACUACUUGAGGCUCUUUGCCAGAAUUGGCAUCUUCUGGAGGGUCGUUCUUCUCCAUUUAGAAGCCUGCAAAAUAUGAAAGUCUCACAAUACAGAUCACGCUCCCAGAUUCCUUACCCAGUGAUGAGUUAUUUCCUCCAAGCUUCAGAGGGAAAAGGAAAACCAGCAACCAUGGAGUUUGAAUGAACAGAGUUUUGAUAUAGUGCUGUGGCAGAAUUUUAUAUGUCAACAGGAACAGAGUUUUGAUAUAGUGCUGUGGCAGAAUUUUGAAGGAGUUAGUGAUAGAAAUGGAACAGAGUUUUGAUAUAGUGCUGUGGCAGAAUUUUGAAGGAGUUAGUGAUAGAAAUGGUAAUGGGCUCAAUUUUGGUGAAGUGGAUAUAGAAGAGGCUUGCUGUGUUGAAGGACAAGUCUGAUCUUUUGUAACCUUGGAGCUAAGCACUUAGUCUGAUCUUUUGUCCCUUCCAAAGGAAAAUAAAGCUUCACUCUCAGGUAAUUCUUAGCUGACAUGGUGGGCCAUACUCUUAGCAGCAUACAAUCUUGCUUUUACUGCAAUUGUAUUCAGAAAAUCAUGUCAUUAGUUGGAACCAUCAACAACCUAUGAGCUCCAAUCAGAGGGUACUUACUUUUGGCUUCCUGCUGCUGUCCUCUUAAGUAUCCAAAUUACAGUUACCAUAG